Didymosphaeria variabile is the source of this 1203-nucleotide messenger RNA. RefSeq lists its product as uncharacterized. Gene Ontology annotation, biological process: DNA replication; DNA strand elongation involved in DNA replication; DNA synthesis involved in UV-damage excision repair. Bases 1 to 1203 code for a protein of 400 amino acids. The record is from RefSeq and is a predicted model, not a curated record. The transcript is spliced from 7 exons. NCBI's taxonomy places the organism in Eukaryota, Fungi, Ascomycota, Dothideomycetes, Pleosporales, Didymosphaeriaceae. Gene Ontology annotation, cellular component: nucleus; delta DNA polymerase complex. Gene Ontology annotation, molecular function: DNA-directed DNA polymerase activity.
AUGCUUUAUGAGUUUCACACCAAACAGACAUUGAAGACACCUAGAUCCGUUCACGCAACCUACCUUCUUACCGGGAAGAAGCGAUCGUCUGAGCAUAGCAAUGGCGUCGGUCCGCAUGAUGGAGAUGAUACUGUUAUGCGCAGCUCGCCCUUCAUGAGCUCGCUGCCUGAGCCAAAAAACACACCCGAGAGGCUGGUGACCAAGACUUCAAUCGUCUUGGUGAGGGAGGAGGAACUGCAGAAGACCAAGGCCGAGUUUGAGGAGAUUACCUCGAUUCACAUUUACAGUCUGGAGCCGGGGCCUAUAGAGAACCUGAACCUACUCGCUGUCUGCAAUCAGGAGGUAGCUACUAAUUACGCAAGCGGAGACCCUCUCGAACACUGGAGGGUCUACGGGUCUAUCCAAAACCCAUACAUCAAGCGGAGAACUACAAAGUAUAACCCUGCUAUAGCUAAAUCCGCACCCAAAGUUACCGCCAAGCCCACAGCUGCUGCACACGUAGCGAAAGAGGAAAAGAAAGAAGCACCAUCCGCUGCAGCCCGUACAGAAAGCACCUCAGAGGAUAGCAAAUCGGGUCCAUCAACACCCCAACCUGGCCCUAAGGCGUCAUUGAAGAGGUCAGACUCGAAGACCAAAGCAAAGAAGGACACUUCUGCUGGAGAUUUGUUCAAGUCGUUCGCAAAGACUAAACCCAAAGCAAAGGAGGCGGAGGAAUCAAAAGAUGAAGAUGAAGCUAUGCAAGGCAUGUCUGAAGACGAAGGGGACGCAGAUGACGAGCCUACCAUCAAAUUUGACGAGGAGAAGGCGACAGCAGCACGGAAGGCUCGCGAAGAACGGGAGCAGAAGCUCAAAGAGAUGAUGGAGGCCGAUGUUGACAUGCCCGACGCACCGGCAGAUGAGGAGAAAGACUCUCAAGAUGCUCCGAUAGACAAAGAACCCCCCAGCAAGCCGGCUGAGAGUGAAGCGGCUGUCACUGUUCAAGGCGGACGGAGACGCGGGAGGCGACGUGUUAUGAAGAAGAAGAAAGUCAAGGAUGAGGACGGCUAUCUCGUUACGAAGGAGGAAGCCGUAUGGGAAUCAUUUUCGGAAGACGAACCAGAGCCCAAGAAAGUGAAACCUACGCCCAAGACUACGGCAACAAAGGGCAAGAAGACUGGCGGCAAAAGUCAGGGGAGCAUCGCGAGCUUUUUCAAAAAGGCUUGA